Molecule: messenger RNA, 2292 nt
Organism: Cladocopium goreaui
Lineage: Eukaryota; Dinophyceae; Suessiales; Symbiodiniaceae
Source: the annotation of a GenBank genome assembly
AUGGAUGUGGAAGCAUGUGAGCCUGGCCUUAAGGGUCUCAGGCGGAAAUGGCAGCGGACCUCAACUGGCACUGCUUUGGACACUGGAAAGGACUCACAUCAUUUUGAUGACGAAAUCAUUGUUGAUCAGCCGGAACAGCAUGAUUCAAGUAGCAGUCAUGUGAUUCAACCUGGAAGUGUGCCUGGUGUUGAUCUUUUUCAACCGCUUGACAGCCCGGAGCUUGGUUCUGAGCCUUUGCAGCCACCUGCAGAUGACUUCAGUGGGUAUGAGCCUUCAAUUGCACCAUCUGUCAAUGUUGCUCCUGUUAUAGGAAGGGUUAGCACUUUUGAUGAUGACAAUGCUGCUGUUUCUGACCAGUUUAUUCGUGGUGCAAAACUAGCCGGUGUUACCAUGCCUUGGGAGACACCGUUGAUGCGUCAGAUUUUUGGAGAUGAUAGGCCGCCCAUGAGUCUUCACAUGCCACUGGACUGGGGGACCUCUGACCUGCCUUUGCUUGAGUCAACUGAAGCUGGCGUCACUCAGCCAGUCAUUCCUUCUCAGUGCAGGUCUGAUGAAACUUAUUUGCAGCAGAGGGAUCGUACGAGGAACAGCGCACUUGCAAAGUGGAAGUUUUUGGUGAUAAUUGAUCCACAAUUUUCAGAAGUGGGUCGGCAGCUGGAUGGGGCAGAUGACGCCCAAACUGAUUUGGUGUUGACCUCAGUUAUGGGAGUCAAGUCUCCCAACACUGUGCUGAAACGUGCAUCUGCUUUGAUGAUGUAUUACAGAUGGCAUGCAGUACAUAGUAGCAGUGACUGGUUGCCAUUUGAUGAAAAUGACGUUUGGCGCUACGUGUUGUACCAAACUACAACUUUCAGUGCCGCGUCCAGAUCUCAGUCGCUCGUCCAAGCUCUCAGAUUUGCUCACUAUGUGAUGGGUUUUGACAAUGCAUUGACUUGCGCUAGCUCACGACGAAUCAUUGGGCAGUCGCAGUUACAACUUUCUGCAAAAGCUCCAACACGCCAAGCCAGGCCUUUGACUGUACUCGAGGUGAAAGCACUCCACGCGAUUGCAGAUGGGUCAGGUCACUCACCUGUAGACCGAUGCAUUGCCUCGAACUUACUGCUUGCAACGUAUGGUCGGUGCAGGGUAUCGGAUGUGAACUACAUUCACGAGAUUCUCCAUGAUGUCUCAGGGAGUUCAGGUUUCAUUGAGAUUUCAACGAGGUAUCACAAGUCUGCACGGACUGCACAGCAGAAAGCUCUUCUACUUCCUAUCGUGAUGUCAAGUGCCGGGGUAGUUGACAUGCCUUGGAUUCACUCUUGGAUCUCGAACAGGAAGUCAUGCGGCCUUCCGACAUCAGGGCUGGUACAGGGCGCCUUGAUGCCUGCGCCUUGCAUGGGUGACAGGGUUAGCUGGUUGAAGAGACCUUUGUCGCCGGGUGAAGUUACAAACAUCCUCAAGGGAUUUUUGCAGUGUGAAGACCCGGCCCUGUCGAGUCACAGCUUGAAAGCGACGACAUUGAGUUGGGCGUCGAAGGCAGAGGUGCCCAGAGAGCAUCGCAGGAUUCUUGGGCGCCAUUCAUCAACUGUGCAGUGUGCGGAUUCAUAUUACAGCAGAGAUAUGAGCAUUGGUCCUGUGAAUGCGCUGCAGAAGGUCAUUCAGAUGAUUAGGGCAGGCACUUUUCAGCCGGAUGCUUUGAGGUCGAACUACUUCCCGACAGCCGUUGGGCCGACAGCUGGUACACCGGCGCAUGUUGUGAUGCAGCCGUUCACCCCAGCUUUUCUGGAACACAGCCAACCGACGACACCUGUGCCCACGGCAGUGACACCAAUGACGGGCAGUGGACAGCGGGCCACAGCAGAGACUUUGGCUCACUUGGAUGGAGAUGUCAAGUCUGAGUGCAGCUGGAAACUUGCAGGAACUGGUGUUGCGAAUGUGGUGAUUGAGCUGUCUUCAGAGUCAGAGCAGGACAGCUCGGAGAGCAGUAGUCUGCAGGGGUCAACCGACGAUGAUGAUGCGAUUGACUUGGACUCUGAUGAGGAGAACUUGGAUGUUGUGAAGCCGCUCCCAGUCGAAGAAGGAGUAGCGGUGGUGGCAAGGAAUCAGAAGACAAAGGUGGUUCACGAAUGCAGGAACCGAGUGCCUAACCCCCUUAGCAGCCAGGAGGACUUUGAGAAGUUGAUGACAGGGUCUGUCACGAUGUGUGGCAGGAUGAUCUCCAAGAGCUUCAUGUUUGUCAAUGGUCAUUUUGACUGGACAGCAAAGUGCAGAGUAUGCUUCAAAGGUCUCCGAGACCCCAACGUGUCGAAGUAA